This is a messenger RNA of Salmo salar (Atlantic salmon), 3310 nucleotides long. The record is from RefSeq and is a predicted model, not a curated record. Lineage: Eukaryota; Metazoa; Chordata; Actinopteri; Salmoniformes; Salmonidae.
CGCUCCCAUCAUGAGGUAACCCACACAGACAGUUUCUCAAACUAUCACACACACCUUGUCUCUCUCCAGGCUACUCUCUCUCUCUUUCUCCAUCUUGCUCUCCCCCAUCUCUCUCUCGCUUACAUACAGACACUGUUGUGUAAAUCAUGUCUCAGAGGCAGACCAAGCUAACUCAGAACCCUUUAGAGAAGAUUUGGAUUCCCUCCAUGAGUAGCAAGAUGUACCGACGUAGAGGGUCGUCCGUCCCCCAGUUCACUAACUCUCCUACCAUGAUUGUGAUGGUGGGGCUGCCUGCUAGAGGGAAGACCUACAUCUCCAAGAAGUUAACCAGAUACCUCAACUGGAUAGGAGUUCCCACUAAAGUCUUUAAUGUAGGUCAGUACCGGCGGGAUGCGACCCAGUCCUAUAAGAGCUAUGAGUUCUUUAGACCUGACAACCAAGAGGCCAUGAAGAUACGCAAGGCCUGUGCCAUUGCGGCUUUGAAGGAUGUGUGUGCCUACUUCAUGCAGGAACAAGGACAGGUGGCAGUGUUUGAUGCCACCAACACCACUAUAGAACGUAGAGAAGUCAUUCUCAGCUUCGCCAAGGAGAACGGAUACAAGGUCUUCUUCAUAGAGUCGUUGUGUGAUGACCCAGAGAUCAUUGCUGAGAAUAUCAAACAAGUGAAGCUGAGCAGUCCAGACUACGCGGGUUGUGAUAAAGAGGAGGCGGUCGCUGACUUCCUCAAGAGGAUUGAGUGUUACAAAGUUACAUACAUAUCCCUGAACGAUGAGAAGGACAGGAGUCUGUCAUAUAUAAAGAUCUUUAAUGUUGGAAGCAGGUAUCUGGUGAACCGUGUGCAGGACCACAUCCAGAGUCGUAUUGUUUAUUACCUGAUGAACAUACAUGUAGCGCCGCGGUUCAUCUACCUGACCCGCCACGGAGAGAGUGAACUCAACCUUGUGGGACGCAUUGGAGGAGACUCUGGCCUGUCCCCACGUGGUAACAAGUUUGCCAGUGCUCUAGGAGGGUACAUACGUAGCCAGUGUAUCAGAGAUUUGAAGGUGUGGACCAGCCACAUGAAGAGAACCAUCCAGACAGCUGAGGGUCUGGGAGUCCCCUACGAACAGUGGAAGGCCCUCAACGAGAUAGACGCAGGUGUGUGUGAGGAGAUGACCUAUGAGGAGAUCCAAGACCACUACCCAGAAGAGUUUGCAUUGAGAGACCAAAACAAGUACCGUUACCGCUACCCCAAGGGAGAGUCGUAUGAGGACCUGGUGCAACGUCUGGAGCCGGUGAUCAUGGAACUAGAGAGACAGGAGAAUGUUUUGGUGGUGUGCCAUCAGGCUGUCAUGCGCUGUCUGCUAGCUUACUUCCUUGAUAAGAGUGCAGCGGAGUUGCCAUAUCUGAAGUGUCCUCUCCACACAGUGCUGAAACUCACCCCAGUUGCUUACGCCCUGGGGUCUGUAUUCUUUUUCUCAGGUUGUAAGGUUGAGUCCAUCUUCCUCAACAUUGAAGCAGUCAACACACACAGAGACAAACCAGUGAAUGUUGACGUGGACAGAGAACCAGAGGAGGCACUACUGACUGUCCCAGACCACAUAUAGAGGAGGAGAGGGAGGAGAGGAGAGGAUGAGAGAGGGUCGACUGAUGGUCCCAGACGACAUCUGGAGGAGGAGAGGAGAGCUACGAUAUUGCGACACAAUACGGGGAGAACCAAUGAAGAGACACCGUUGCUGUAGAGACUGAAGGGAAGCAAUAAGAGAGACUGCUGGGAAAUGGAGUUCAAAGGACCAGACUACAUGAACCCUACAUCUAUAAUCCUCUGUAAACAAUGUAACAUCUCUCUCAGUGGAACCCUGUUAGUGACAGUAGAAUGACGUGAAUUCAAUAAUUUGUCUGUCUGUGUGUUAGGAUCAUGUAGUCUGUCUGUGUGUUAGGAUAAUGUGUCUGUGUAUUAGGAUCAUGUGUCUGCCUAUAUGUUAGGAUCAUGUUGUCCAGGAUUUCACAAACUCGGUCCUCAGGACCCCAAGGGGUGCAAAUUUGGGUUUUUGCCCUAAACAGCUGAUUCAAAUAAUCAACUAAUCAUCAAGCUUUGAUCAUUUGAAUCAGUGUUAGGGCAAAAAAUAAAAUGUGCACCCCUUGGGGUCCUGAGGACCAAGUUUGGGAAAUGCUGAUGUAGUCUAUCAGGAUCAUCUAGUCUGUCUAUGUGUUAGGAUCAUGUAGUCUGUCUGUGUGUUAGGAUCAUCUAGUAUAACCAUCAUCAUCAUACACUGGUGUAAUUCUGCGCUCUGGACUGGUCCAUAUUUCCAUGCGUGUCCGUGUGUCCGUGUGUGUUGUUUGCAAGUGGUGUGUCAUGUAAAAUGUGUGACUGAUUGUGGCUGGGAUUCAUUCUGAGGUGCGUUGUAGAGCGCUUGACAUUUAAAAGGUAAUUUCUGAUUACCUUUAAUUUAGAAAUCUGCAGUGUUUACCAUCAAUGUGAUUUCCGCGGGAUGUGCAAAAUUGCCUUUAAAAGGGUGCAUUGUGGACAGCGCUCCCCUUACGGAAAAAACACAUGAACUCACAUCAAAUCAAAUUUAUUGGUCACAUACACAUAUUUAGCAGAUUUUAUUGUGGGUGUAGCGAAGUGCUUGUGUUGUCAGCUCAAACAGUGCAGUAAUAUCAAACAAUUCACAAGAACACAGACAAAUCUAAAAGAAUGGAAUUGAGAAAUAUAUAAAUAUUAGGAAGAGCAAUGUUGGAGUCCGGAGUGUGUGUGUACUGUAUAUACAGUACCAGUCAAAAGUUUGGACAUACCUACUCAUUCAAGAGUUUCUUUAUUUUUACUAUUUUCUACAUUGUAGAAUAACAGUGGAGACAUCAAAACUAUGAAAUGACACAUAUAGUAACCAAAAAAGUGUUAAACUGUCACGUCCUGGCCAGUAUAAGGGUUAAUUGUUAUUGUAGUUUGGUCAGGACGUGGCAGAGGGUAUUUGUUUUAUGUGGUUCAGGGUGGUGUGUUAGUUAGGAGGGCGUUUGAUUUAUUAUUUCCGGGUUUUGAGUUAUGGUCUAUGUUUAUGUAUUUCUAUGUGUAGUCGAGUGAGCGUGUUUCUAUGUUGAGUUAAUUGGGGUGGACUUCCAAUUGAAGGCAGCUGUUUGGUGUUGCCUUUGAUUGGAAGUCCUAUAUUAGUUGGGUGUGUUUGUCUUGUAUUUGUGGGAGAUUGUUCUUGGAUUGCUGUGUUGCCGUCAAGACUGUUAUUUCGUCGUUCAUUGCUUUGUUAUUUUUGUAUACGUGUUUGUUUGUUUUUUUUCCCUUCUUUUCCCGUAAAUAAAGAAGAUGAGUAUACACAUA